Morone saxatilis (striped sea-bass) is the source of this 1803-nucleotide messenger RNA. It is a transcript of the gene ccnb1, whose product is annotated as cyclin B1. The record is from RefSeq and is a predicted model, not a curated record. Gene Ontology annotation, biological process: regulation of cyclin-dependent protein serine/threonine kinase activity; mitotic metaphase chromosome alignment; mitotic cell cycle phase transition. The coding region runs from base 77 to 1285 and encodes 402 amino acids. Lineage: Eukaryota; Metazoa; Chordata; Actinopteri; Moronidae. Gene Ontology annotation, cellular component: mitochondrial matrix; nucleus; cytoplasm. The transcript has 9 exons. Gene Ontology annotation, molecular function: cyclin-dependent protein serine/threonine kinase regulator activity.
GCCGAACUUAGAACUCCAGCUCGUCACUCUCCAUUACGUCUCUCCGUCUGUCUGUUGAAGCAACGCACAUUUAGAAAUGGCUCUUCGAGUAACCAGAAACCGCUUGGCUUCUACCAGGACUGACCUCGGUGGAAAGGCCUGCUCGGUGACCGGACCUUCACUGAAGCCUCGAGCAGCGCUGGGCGAAAUCGGAAACAUCGCAGUUAACAAAGACCCGCAGAAAAAGACUGUGAAGACAGAGGCCACAAAGAAGCCCAAAAUCACCACCACCAAAGUUGAAAAAGCAGUAGUUGAGAAGCCAAAACCAAAUGUUGUUCCUGUUAAGCCUGAGCCCGAGGUGCAGGUUCUUCCUGAACCAGCAUCCCCCACUCCAAUGGAGACUUCAGGCUGUGAGCCUGCUGACCUCUGUCAAGCAUUUUCAGAUGUCAUUCUUCACAAUGCUAUCAGAGAUGUGGAUGCAGAUGACUACGAGAACCCCAUGCUCUGCAGUGAAUAUGUGAAGGACAUCUACAAGUACCUCCGGCAGCUUGAGGUCGAGCAGAAUGUCAAACCCACUUAUCUGCAGGGGCAGGAGGUGACUGGUAACAUGAGGGCUAUUCUCGUUGACUGGCUGGUACAAGUGAACCUGAAGUUCCGUUUGCUCCAGGAAACGAUGUACAUGACCGUGGGAAUCAUUGACCGCUUUCUUCAGGACCACCCAGUCCCCAAGAAGCAGCUGCAGCUCGUCGGUGUGACUGCCAUGUUCCUUGCUUCCAAAUACGAAGAGAUGUAUCCCCCAGAGAUCUCGGACUUUGCCUAUGUGACGGACCGGGCCUACACCACCGCCCAGAUCAGAGACAUGGAGAUGACCAUCCUCCGGGUGCUCAAGUUCCAACUAGGCCGCCCUCUUCCCCUGCAGUUCCUCAGAAGGGCCUCAAAGAUUUACGAGGUGACUGCUGAGCAACACACCUUGGCAAAAUACCUCCUGGAGCUCACCAUGGUUGACUAUGAGAUGGUUCAUUUCCCACCUUCCAUGGUGGCAAGUGCUGCUCUGGCUCUUACCCUCAAGAUCUUAGAUGCUGGUGAAUGGGAUGUGACGCUGCAGCACUACAUGGACUACACAGCAGAGAGUUUGAUUCCUGUGAUGGCACACAUUGCCAAGAAUGUUAUGAAAGUGAACGAGGGGCUGACCAAACACACGGCCAUUAAAGGAAAGUACUCCACUUCAAAGCAGAUGAGGAUUGCCUCUAUCCCACAGCUCAAGUCUUCAGUGGUGAAGGAUCUUGCAAAGCAAGUCACCCAGUGAGGACUAAAUGUUAGCACCAUGUGCUGAUUGUACAGUUGUAACUUAAAACUUAUUGUGACUGAAGGAUCAGCACGCAAGGACCAUGUUGGUGGUUUGCAUGUUUAACCAACUGAAAUUUUGUACAUUUCCUGACCCUCUCCAGAGCAUGCUCCAAGUUUUCAGACACUUACUCCACAAGAUUCAGUCAGCUACAACUACUGUAAUGCAACCUAAUUCACCAUUUUCACUGAUUACAUGAUCAUUAAUGCACUAAUUAGCCAACUGAAGUUUUGACUGUAGAGUAUCUGAACACAUUUGAAUGUUGCCUCAGUGCAACUUCAUCAAAUCACAAAGUCUUGCAAGCUUGCUGCAUGCUUUAAAAUGGUGAGCAAUGUAAAGGGUCCAGUAAACAGGUGUGUCCCCCCUUUUUUUAAAAAUGAUUUCCUGGUGUGAAUGUGUGUACAGCAAUUCUUUUAAACUGUUUUUACAUUCUUAAAUGUCUUGUUCUUAAGUGUCUAUUAAAUGGUUCUGACCAGAAA